Molecule: messenger RNA, 8529 nt
Organism: Salmo salar (Atlantic salmon)
Lineage: Eukaryota; Metazoa; Chordata; Actinopteri; Salmoniformes; Salmonidae
Product: protein bicaudal D homolog 2
Biological process (GO): microtubule anchoring at microtubule organizing center; protein localization to organelle; regulation of microtubule cytoskeleton organization
Cellular component (GO): Golgi apparatus; cytosol
Molecular function (GO): dynactin binding; cytoskeletal adaptor activity; dynein complex binding
Source: RefSeq, a predicted model, not a curated record
GGAGAGGCAAAGGGCGAAGGAACAGCAAUCAUGGAGCAGUUGUAGGGGAUAAUGGACAAGCCUCUCCUUCCGGAAGAAAGCAAAGAAACCAAAGCUACAUGACCGAAAACAUUAUUCCCAAAGCAGCUACGAGAAACACAAGAGUAUCAAUCAUGCAGUUCAAAUACAGAAGAAUCGAAUAAUCUAUUCCAACGAAAGGGUUCUCCGUGAUCCUUCAAGGUUGGAACCGCUUCAAGUCGUCCCGUCCCCACAUUGUACGUCGCUGGCGCAUCGGACGCGGUUGAUCGAUCACCAUCGUCUAUAGUAUGUCCGUGGAGGACCAGCGCUAUUCCGACGCAAUGCGGGUGUUAGAGGCCGGACCGGAGUGGCUACGAGCCGAGAUCGAGCGCCUUUCCCGGGAGCUGAGUGAGACUACCCAUGAGAAGAUCCAGGCGGCGGAGUACGGGCUGGUGGUGCUGGAGGAGAAGCAGCAGCUGAAACAGCAGUAUGACGACCUGGAGAUCGAAUACGAGACCGUGCGCCAGGAACUGGACAUGCUCAAAGAGGCGUUUGGGCAAGUCUACUCCAACCAUAAGAAGGUGGCUGCAGACGGGGAAAGCAGGGAGGAGUCUCUGAUCCAGGAGGCGGUGUGUAAGGAGGCCUAUUACGAGCAGCGGGUCCUGGAGCUGCAGACGGAGCUCCGCCAAGCCCGUAAUGUCCUCACCAACACCCAGUCAGAGAACGAACGCCUGGCCUCCAUCACCCAGGAGAUGAGAGAGAACAUCCAAGUGGUGGAGCUGCAGCGGACCCGUCUGCGUGAUGACAUCAAGGAGUAUAAGUUCCGGGAGGCACGUCUGCUGCAGGACUACACAGAGCUGGAGGAGGAGAACAUCUCCCUGCAGAAACAGGUUUCUGGGCUCAAACAGACCCAGGUGGAGUUUGAGGGUCUGAAGCACGAGAUUCGUCGUCUGGAGGAAGACACCCAGUUCCUGAACAGCCAAUUGGAGGAUGCAAUCCGCCUGAAGGAGAUUGCUGAGCGACAGCUAGGGGAAGCCCUGGAGACCAUCAAGACUGAGUGCGAGCAGAAGGCCGCCCUGAGGAAAGAGCUCUCCCACUACAUGAGCAUAGGAGACUCUAUGUACCACAGCCCCCUCAGCAUUUCUCUGGAUGGGCUCAAGUUCAGCGAUGACGCCGCCACGGAACCCAACAACGAUGAGGCUCUCCAUGGUUACGAGAACGGCUUCAGCAAGCUCGCCAACGCCAUCGCUGAGGACAACCGUGCGUCCACGCCCAAGAAGGGUGACCUGUUCCGCCCCGUCCCCAGCCUGGUAGACGACCUGCUGAGUGAACUCAACAUCUCUGAGAUCCAGAAACUCAAACAGCAGCUGCUGCAGAUGGAGCGUGAGAAGGUGUCUCUGGUGUCCACGCUGCAGGACUCCCAGAAGCAGUUGGAGCAGGCCCACGGGGCCCUGGAGGAGCACCAGGACAAGGUCAGCCGUCUCACCGAGAACCUCAACGCCAUCCGGAGGCUACAGGCCAGCAAGGAGCGCCAGUCAGCCCUGGACAAUGAGAAGGAGCGCGACAGCAACGAGGACGGGGACUACUACGAGGUGGACAUCAACGGACCUGAGAUCCUGGAGUGCAAGUACAAGGUUGCGGUGUCGGAGGCAGGUGAGCUAAAGGAGGAGCUGAAAACCCUGAAGGCAGAGUACCAGUCCUGUCAGUCACACUAUGAGGAGGAGCGAGGCCAUCUGGAGUCUCAUGUCACAGCCCUUGGAGAGAAGCUGGCCUCUCUGGAGAAGACCAGCCACGUGGAGAGAGAGGAGAAGGCCAGGCUGGAGAAGGAGCUGCGCAAGGUGAGUGACGUGGCGGGCGAGUCCCAGGGCAGCCUGAGCGUGGCGCAGGACGAGCUGGUCACCUUCAGCGAGGAGCUGGCCACACUCUACAACCACGUGUGCAUGUGCAACAACCAGACUCCCAACCGCGUCAUGCUCGACUUCUACAAGCAGGGCAAGGGCGGGCGCACCAGUCCUGAGGGUCGCGGCCGCCGCUCCCCCAUACUGCUCACUAAGGGCCUGUUCCCCGUCCCCGAAGCUGCCGACAGCGCCCCGUCCCCUGUCUCCUCUCCCCCCUCGCCCCGGGAGCCAAUGAACGUGUACAACCUGGUGGCCAUCAUCCGGGAUCAGAUCAAGCACCUCCAGCUGGCGGUGGACCGCACCACAGAGCUGUCCCGUCAGAGGAUGGCCUCUCUGGAGCUUGGCACAGUGGCUGAUAAGGACAAGGAGGCCUGCAUGGGGGAGAUCCUUAAACUCAAGUCCCUGCUCAGCACCAAGAGGGAGCAGAUCGCCACCCUGAGGACCGUGCUCAAAGCCAACAAACAGACGGCUGAGGUGGCGCUGGCCAACCUGAAGAGUAAGUAUGAGAACGAGAAGGCCAUGGUGACGGAGACCAUGAUGAAGCUGAGGAACGAACUCAAGGCCCUGAAGGAGGAUGCCGCCACCUUCUCCUCGCUCAGGGCCAUGUUUGCCACACGCUGUGAUGAGUAUGUGACUCAGCUGGAUGAGAUGCAGAGACAGCUGUCUGCAGCGGAGGAUGAGAAGAAGACCCUGAACUCCCUGCUCCGCAUGGCCAUCCAGCAGAAGCUGGCCCUGACCCAGCGCCUGGAGGACCUGGAGUUUGACACCGAGCAGACCCGCCGCGGAGGCAAACCAAGAGCCAAAACCACUAACGGCAGAACCACUAAUGGGCAGACCAACGCUGCCAACAACCCCCGCAUAAGUCACGGCCUCACCUGUGCCGGGAUCGGCCGCCCCAACGAGCCCAACACCAUGCCCAACUGCAUCCGUGGAGGCCCUGUGGUCUUCUGCAGCGAGAAGUACAAGAUCUACUGCGACUGAAGCGGCUGCGUUGUCAGCACGGGAUUGCUGUGUACAGAGGGGAGGAGCCGGAGGCUCUCCCCUGCAUUAAUGUUAAAGAGCCCCACUUUGCUCGCUUAGCUCCCUGCCUGCCCAGCCUGUAGCCUCAUAGGGCCUGGUGUGUGUCUAACCUACAGUACAUAAGUAUGCCUAUGGCCGCUCACAUCUGCUAGUGUAAACGCUUAGGGGAAUGCAGAUGUGUAUGUACAGUACAGUGUGCACUAGAAGUUUGGGACUGUUGUAGACAUAAUGUAUGGCAUGUGGAUAGGGUCAAAACCGGCCGCCGGUGGGCUUCUGUGGAUAUUAUGGGGUGCUGUACUUAUGAUGAUGUAAAAGGUUGCAGCAUUCGUGCUUAGUGUGUUCUGAACCCCCUGAGUGUGUUGCAUUGUAACUGUAAUGCACUUAGGUGGUGGGGACUUGGGAAGAGGGUGUCACUUUAAGGGGUCAUGUGACUGAAGUUGACAUCCUCUCCUUGUGUUGCUCGUCUGUUGGCGUUGGUGCUCCUUCAAUAAAGCCCCCCAUCCUCCUCUCUCUCCUGGCCCCCCAGGACUGAGCCAGCCCCAGCAACCCAAUCAGGUCGCUCUUUAAUGUUUACAUAAACGAAUGAAACAAAACAAUAUGCAAGUCCAGUGUGAUUUGCUGGGUUUUCUAACUGAAUUUCAAAACUCCCAAAGCGGGUUGGCUGAUGAUUAGUGAUGUCGGAGGUGGGUGGUAAAGGAGCACCUAAGACCACAGGUGUUUAAUUUCAGGAUUCAUUCAGGCCAAUCGCAUCGCAUGGCAUUGCAGCUGAGAAUGCUACUGAGCUUUUAACUGUUUUUCUAUGUAAACAGGUGUGUGUGGCACAGCACAAGCUAUGUACUACAGGGCUCUACAUUUUAACCAGAGCAGUUAUUUAACAUCUGCUGAAAGAAACGGAGGGCUAUUCUAUGUGACCCAGUAUAUGUCAUAUUGGUGUUCUUUCAGAGCCAUAUUACUAGAGAACGAAAGCAAGACGAAACGAUCUCUACACCUAAAUUAAGUGCACUUCAGAAUAGGUGCCUCAGGUUCUAACUUCUAUUAGAAAAGGAUCAAAUAACUGUGAACAGAUACAAUAUAGUUUUGAUCGAUGGUGAUUUUUGUAACAUCAGUAAAGAUCCUAAAAGAGCACAAAAAUCAAUGGCAUCUGGAUCAUAAUUCUGCAAACAAAACCGACAACCCUCGGCAAAGUGCCUGUCGACCCAAACACUUGAUAUCAACUAUAUCUAUCUAUCAAUGUAAAGCCCCGUCUUUGUGUCUGUCACACUAAUGCUCAUCUCUCCCUCUAUCUCCUCUCCCUCUAUCUCCUCUCCCUCGAUCUCUAUUUUCCUCUCUUUUUGGAUGCCCUUUUGAGCUCUCAAAUGAACUAUAUGUGGUUAUGUGGCUGAAAACCCUGUCCUCCUCCUCAUGUCUCUAACCUGUGUCUCAUCGCUUGGUUGUCAUGACAACCACUCUCUCUUUUAGAUUGUCAGCAGCUUGCUCGCCCUGAAACGCCACACUCCCUUUAAGUAGAGAGGGUGAUUGUGGGGGAAAAAACUCUGAAUAUUGUCAGGCAACGUCCUCACGCGUAUGCGUGUUCUGAACCCUGCGUGUGUCUGUGUGUGCGUGUCCGUGUGUCCGUGUGUCUGUGUGAGUGUGUGUCCGUGUGAGUGUGUGUGUGUGUGUGUGUGUCUGUGUCUGUGAGUAUGUGUCUGUGUCUGUGAGUAUGUGUCUGUGUCGGUGUGUGUGUGUCUGUGUGUGUCUGUGUGAGUGUGUGUGAUCUCAGCUCCGGCACCGUGUGUGUAUGUUGUUUUCUGAAAAUAUUGCAAAUGGAGGGUAGUUCAUUUCUGAGAUGCUGUUUGUAUGCAAGAGGACAAACCAAUAUACUGUCUUCAUUAUCCCCAAAAAAGCUUUAAACCUUGCAAGCUUGUGCCAGGCAGAUUUUAAAAAAAUAAUGUGGGGCUUGUGUUAGAUAAAUCCAUGUAGUACAUAACCACACAUUGUUAGCUUUAUGAUGCUUAAAGCAGGGUUGAUGCGAGGAAAUCCUUGAAGAUUAAUCAAAUUAUGCUUUUUCUACCAGUAACAUAUAUAAAACUAUAUAUUCUUAAUGAUAUGAUUGUAAUCAGGUUAGAAUCUUCUAGGAUCCUCCUAGGCCCCCUCUCUCUGAUAUAGAGAGGGAGAGCUUUGGUUCCUCAGAACGAGGGACAUCCCCAACCCUGCUUGAGUUGAGUAUUUGCUGCCCUACGAGGCCUUUAGACACACAACACAGUAUGGAUACUGUGCUAUUGUUCACGUCAUACAAACACCUCCACUGAGUGAAAAUCACUCUUUGGUUAUUGUUCCACUUAAGUGACAGCGAUAGAUUCACUCUUUGUUUAUAUCAGUUUGCGCUGAGUGUAGAGACUGGGAGAGGACAGAGGAGUAAUACUAGUGUUUAAACCAUGCUGAUCAUGAAUUUGAUACUGUGUUUGGAGACAUGGGUUCCAGGGUUAUUUGAGGGAGAUGCUCUGGUUUAGAGCAGGGUUGGUGAUUUAAAAAAGUAUGUUUUUAUAUGAGGUUUUUGUUUAACUACUUUGUCUCUAACUGUGAAAUCUUACCAGUGGACAUUGAUUCAAAUUAGUUGACCCUCUAUCCCCCUUCCCUUGUUUCGGCUCUUUGGAUUCACUGAGCAAUAGAUAGAUUUAAUAAUCCAGGAUGUGAUUGUGGCUAGAGAGACCCCCCCCCCUAGUUCUCUUGGUCUAGUUUGAAAUCAAUGUCCGUUUAUCUGGUGUCAUCAAUAGAAUGCCACCAGAAUAAGCUCCUCCUACCUCUGUCUGCAGGCUCUACCCACAUCAACGUUGAGUUCUCUCACACGCUCUUAAUUAGGUUUUUGAUUGGUUGAGAGCCUGCAUGCAACAAAUAAAAAACAUGCCCGUUCUCAAUAACCUGCAUGCCAUUUGGGAAAAGCCCUCCUAUGACUGACCUGGUUCUGGGGUAUGGUUUAAACUCUGGGGGGGGGGUCUGUGUUUAGGAGAUGUCAAAGGUCAUAGUACUUGUGAGGUCAUCGGCUUCUUGCACUUGCUGGUCUUCCUCAGGCAGUAGUGCUUUUACAUCAGCUCCUCUAGAACAUAGACAUGAUGUUGAUAUGACAGAGUCUGCUUCAAGACAACUAACCCAGUUUGCACCUACCUGUAGGUAGUAGCUACUAUAACUAACUGGGGCUUCGGCGUUAAUCUUUUUACUCUUUCUUAUUUCGUGUUUUUGAUUGGAAUGGCAUCAUUACUGACCAAGUUAACGUCUAAAUUGACCAAUAAUGCAAAUGUUUAUGAUUUCUAUGUGUCUUCGUUUUGCAGUAAUUUAAUUCUGCCCGGAUGAGGAUCCUCUAACACUGCCGACGUCACAUUCAGUGUUCCUGAAAACAGCUAGCCCUAGAGGCCAAAAUUGUAAAACCCGACCAAACAAAAUCUCUUAUAUGAAUAUGAAAUAUUCCUCCAAGUUGCCCUUUAACUCACUAUAUAGCAUGAUCUAUAUGGCCUCUAUAACCUAUAUGACCUCUAACCUCUAUGUCCUAUGUAUGGGAAUGAAAAGGUAUUUCACAUUUCCUAGUGCUGCUGCCGGAAGACGAUGCUCACAAGUACAGUGAACUCUGCCCUCCUAGUAAAAUGAUGAUCAGAGUUUGUGAUUGUUUGAGUUAUCCCUCCCAUGAGAAGCCAGGGGAGCCGGUCUUUCCUCAAUGUAAAUCAACAUACAGUUUUCAUCUUUUUGUUUUUUAUAUCUUUUUUUUCUUUAACCUGUGCACUUUUAUUAUAGGAUUAUAACUUUAUAUUAUUAACCUAGGAAAGGUUUAGUGCUAUGGUUUGUGAGUUAUUUAGUCAAGUAUACACAUAUAUGAAUAGGAAUAUAUUUCCUCCUAUAUGUUGUCUCUUUGUAUCAUCCAUAGAGACCAUUUACUCUCCUAAAACCACACCGCAAACCAGAGUCCUACUGUUAAGAUUCUGAGAAUUUAUCCAACUGAAUAAGCAUCCUUGUAUUGUUAUGUCUCAUCAUAUUAUUAUUAUUAUGCUGUUGGUUUGAUUUUAUGUUUGUUCUGCUGCCAUGUUCUAAACAAAAUCCAGGGUGAGCAAAUUCUGGGGUUUUCAUGUAUUUAUUAUUCCUAGGAAUAGUUCAAAGAUAACGCGGAGAAACUUGACGACACUCUGAUUCCAAAAAUGGUAAGAAGUUCUUGGGGGAAGAAAUGGAGUGACAAAAUUAUUUUGGUUUUUCCAGCUUCUUACCAGGGUGUCACACUGAUAAGGGAUCACUGGCUCACAGAAUUCUCUGCAAGUGCAACGAUGAAAUUCCAAAUUGGAAUUGUUUCAUUCUCUCUUUGUUUAUCGUGCCAAAUCUUGGUACAUCAUUUAGGUUUGAAAAGAAUGAAGAAUCAGAAAGAAUGACAAGCCGUACAUCAGUGAGAAAGGUAUCGUUUGGGGCCGUGGCUUUCUGUCCUAGUGCUGCCCAGGAUUUGUUUUGGGUCUGUUUUGUUCUUCGUUCUGACCAGUCGUGCCUUUCAUUGUUUCAAGGGAGAAUCGUAGACUAGUAUUUUUGGUUAGUUUUUUAGGUGAGGAGGUUUGGGUUUAAAACUACUUUGUGAGCUGCAAUAAAUGCGAAGAUGAGCCCUUUUUGCAGGGGUGAGAGGAUAGUUUUCAAAUUAGCUCAAUUCAAUUGAUAUUGUGUUGAAUUCUGCAGGUCAGUGAUCCUAACAGAAAAUUCAGGGGUAUUGAGAAUUUAUAUUAUUUUUUUUAUCAAACUGGGAACCAAAAUAAAUCCCUUUGGCCUCCUAUUGAACAAAAUGUUACAAACACCACUACUGUGUUUUGGGUAGAUCAGUGUUCUAUUGGAAACAUCUAGGUGAUCUCGAACUUUGUUUGGUUAAGGUAAUGUGCUAUCAAUAGUAUUGUUGGAAAAUGUGCAGGGAGUGCAUUUUGUCUUUUGUUUGUCCAAUUUGAGUUUUAUUUUUUAUUCUUGAAUAUUUUUUUUUUUUACAUCUUAUUAAAGCGUUGUGAUUUCAGGAAACAGAAAACAGAUUUUGCAUCAACAAGCUUGAAUUGUGCCAUUAUUGCCAAUGCUUGUUUGUUGAGGCGUAAAAAGUUAUCAAUACGGUUGGGAAGCAAAAACAAAAGAAGAAAAUAAAGUGCAAUUUUAAUGCUGUUUUACAAGGAAAAUAAACGUUUUCUGUUUGCUGGAAGCAAUAGCACUGUGAUAAUACACUAGCUGUGUAAACUUUAUAUUGUCAUAUUGUGUUUCAGUAUUGAUCCAUAUUGAGUUUGAUACCUUUAUAUGAAAUAACGACUUCAUCUGUGUGUUGGUAUGUAUUUGAAUUGUUAUGCAGUUCGGUAUUCUUCUCAAUAAUGUGUAUUAUGAUUAGUGGCAUAUUCAUUACAAUUUAAUAUCAUAUGCAUGUUCAUCAGUCAUGGGAACCUUUACACAGAAUCGAAAACAAACCUAGAACUUUGAAGAUGUUGGAAAAAGUGAAAAAAGAAAAUUAUGAAAAAACGGAGUUUAGUCUAUUGUAAUACUGCUGAACUAAUCCUAUGAAAGUGUUGUUUUGUUUUCCUAUAGAGAGGUGGUAUGUCUGUGUAAAGGUAGUCAUACUGGCUAAAAUCAAUAAAUGUGACUAAAAAGA